Helicoverpa zea (corn earworm) is the source of this 1272-nucleotide messenger RNA. RefSeq names its product odorant receptor 7a-like (gene Or-15). Bases 1 to 1173 code for a protein of 390 amino acids. The transcript has 5 exons. Gene Ontology annotation, biological process: sensory perception of smell; detection of chemical stimulus involved in sensory perception of smell. The record is from RefSeq and is a predicted model, not a curated record. Gene Ontology annotation, molecular function: odorant binding; olfactory receptor activity. NCBI's taxonomy places the organism in Eukaryota, Metazoa, Arthropoda, Insecta, Lepidoptera, Noctuidae. Gene Ontology annotation, cellular component: plasma membrane.
AUGCCGUCGGAUCUAUCAAAAAUUUUGGAACAAACAUUAAGAUUCUUAAAUUUUUUCGGAGUAUGGGCUGGCAAAACACCCCCAAAAUAUUACAAAUAUUUUUCCUUUAUUAGUGUUUUUCUAGCGGUUGUUUGCUAUAACUUACUUCUCACAAUAAAUUUGGUUUAUACUCCCAGGAAUAUCGAAUUAAUCCUACGAGAAGUGAUAUUUUUCUUCACUGAAAUAACUGUUACGGCGAAAGUGUUCACAGUUAUCCUUAUGCGUGAUGAAAUCAUUGAAGUAUUAAAUUUAAUCGAUAACGAUAAAUUCAUUGGUGACAAUGGAAAAAAAGAUGGAAUCCUUUACAAAACUCAUAAGGGUUACAAAUUCAGUUGGCGAGUAUACAACAUUUUGGCCCACGCAGCGUAUAUUUUUGAUAUAAUUGCUCCACUAUUUCUUGCUUUUCUACGGGGAACCAAAUCUGAAUUGCCAGUGUGCAAAUAUUACUUUCUGGACGAUGAAUUUCGAGAUUCCUAUUUCUUUAUUUUGUUCUUGUAUCAAGCUAUUGGAAUGUAUGGGCACAUGAUAUAUAACGUGAAUGUUGAUACAUUGAGCGCUGGGUUCUUAGCUAUAGCGGUAGCGCAAUUGAAGUUGCUGAACAGUAAUUUGACUAAUUUGAAAUUGUCUGCCGAAGAAUGCAAGCUACCCAGAGAAAUUCAAGACAAGAUUCAAUUAACGAGGCUCAACAAAUUGUUACGACACUAUGAAUUUAUUUUGAAUUAUUGUGGAGCGGUUCAAAAUGUUUUAUCAAUAUCAUUAUUCAUUCAAUUCGGUGUUGGAUCACUGAUAAUAUGUGUCGUUAUGUGCAGUUUACUGAUGCCUGCGUCUAUGGAGAGCAGAUUAUUCAUGGUGAUUUAUUUACUAAUGAUGACAGGACAAAUUUUUGUACCAGGCUAUCUUGGGACUCUGUUGACUUACGAAAGUCAAGAAUUAGUUACGGCGGCUUACAACUGUGAAUGGCUAGUGAGAUCAAAAUCGUUUAGAAAGGACUUGAUCCUGUUCAGAGAACGAGCAGCAAGACCUAUACAGAUUUCGGGAAUGAAAAUGUUUCCUUUGUCUCUCGUCACUUUUAUUGCAAUUAUGAAGACAGCGUAUUCUUUCUUCACGUUAAUAAGAAAUGUUCAAGAUAAAUAGACUCACUGUUCUAUGAAGAAAUACACUUGUUGGUUACCUACUUAUCUUUAGAGUUUUCACCCUCAAUUAAGAGAUGGAUAAAAAUAUUCAUUGGAUUUU